AUGUCUGAUAGAGAGAUUAUAAAUGGUGACUACUGGCAGACAACUGUUAUUAUUCAGGAACCAGCUGAGUUUCUCUGUAUUGACCGAGAGGAUUUCAUCAAGAUUUUCCUGUCUGAUGGGAAAAAAGUGUUUGGAGAUCCUGAGCAGAUGCGGUUUCUGAGAGGUCUGCACUAUUUUAAAGGUUGGCCCAUCAAUCUGCUGGAAGACAAUCCUGGAAAAUGCAUUGUCUGUCACUACAGAAGAGGAACCAUCAUUCUUAGAAACAGUAAUGUGACUGAAUGGGUUUACAUUGUGAAAGAAGGAAGUUGUUCUGUACUGAAGAUUUUUAAAGAUGACUCUUGCCUAAGCAACAGAGCUCCCAUGAACAGAAUAAUGGAAGCUGAAGCCGGCAUUCACAAAUCUUUGUUGACAAGCAGGACAGAGACUCCUGUGAUCGUUGCCAUAGACACCCUGCUGAAGGGAUCUGUGUUUGGACUGUUAGACUUUCUUUUUGAGGAUCAGCCAAAUUUGUGUGUAGUUAGCAAUGGAGCUGAGUGUCUUAAGAUCUCAAAGAAGUUUUACCUGCAUCAUGCCUCCAAAGAUCUUCUGCAGAGGCUGCGAAAAAAAGAACGUUCCUAUCCCAGUGAUGCAGAGCUAAAGGAACAGCUGCAGCAGGAGAUACAAUGGCAGAUUUUUCGCAAAGCAGCUUUAAAGAGCACAGUUCAACAGAUUGAAUUGAAACGCAAACUGCUUCAACACUGCUAUAUGAGUAAAGGGCUUUACCCAUGGUGUAAGAACUGACGUGUACACAAAUUUCUGUCAAUAGUGGAGCUAUAAGAUACCAGUUGAGUACCCACUAAAGCAGCAAAAAGGUCCAUCUUGACCCUAAAAUCUUGUGAAAGAAGGUGGUAUUAAAUCAGGCCUGUAGUGUCUUCAAUUUUAGGGUAGGCUACAGUGGUGAAAACUUUCAGGGAACUGUCUUUCCCUGUAUUUCUUAAAUAGUUAAAACGCUCUUUCCUUCAUGUUAACUCCACGACAGACAUCAUCUGUUUUUGAAUGAUUGGUACAUGUGCUCAUUGGUAUCUGUACCAUUCUUCUACCCAACUCCGAUCAACAGGUGAAGAAGCAUGAAGUAAGUUUCGUCUAGAUAAUUAGUACACUCUGACUGGGAGUGUUAUAGCAGCUGUUAUCUACUGAUGGUAUGCACUUAAGUAUGAUUGAUUGGAUUAUAAAUGACACUGCUUAUUGCUGAUGCUAACAAUAGCAUAGUUAGCCUUUUUGUACAAGGGACACCACACAAGUACAUUAUUCCACCAGGGAGAGAAAUCAGGAAAAAACCCUAUAGGGAAGAGUCAGAAUAUUUGCUGCUGGAGGAAAUAGUGCAUGAAAAAUGCAGAAUUUGCUGUAGUUAAAAGCAGUAGAAUACUAUUUUAGACACUUAAGUUGAAUCUGAAGUUGUGGAAUUCUAUAGUCUGAACGAACAGGCUGACAGCCUUGAAAAAACAGCAAAGAAGCUGCUAUCGUGUUGUCACCACCCUGGGUUUUAUCUUUAAAAUAAACCGCCUUAAUUAACCUUUUCAAUUGUAGGUUAUUUCUUUUACUGUUAGCUGAUUGUUUUACGUUCUCAAACAUCAAAAUCAUGCUUUAGUGUAUGUAACUUAAUUGAAUCAGAAGUAUAUUCCCACCUCCAGUUACUUGUUUACUUAAAAUAAAUUGAUUCACUCAUUGGCAACUGUUUUUAUAAUUAUGUAUUUAAAAUAUUGUAAAAUGCCUGUUUUCUAUCCUUGGACUCAAAUCUGUUAGGACUGCUUUCCUCCUCUGGUGUUAGUGUGUAUAUUUUCAAGAAAAUAUCCUCACUUGAUGGUUCAGCCUAGGAGAGAAGGUAUGAGUGGCACGUUACUGAUUUUUGUUUGAAUCUUCUGUUAAGAAAACUGAUAAAAUGCAUCUUCUGCAUUUGAAAUAUUUAAAGUUACUUUAAGCUUGUUCUUUGUUAUAGCUAAUGAUAGCAAAUAAAACCACAACAAAUGCAAGCUAAUCUAUGUUAAGCCUUUAUUAUAUUCAGGUAAAAUCAUAAAGUAAAAGCUCAGUGCAACAAGGAACUUUUGAGGAACAAAAAAACAUCCAUGCGCUGUGGCUGAAUGUUACCUUGCCAUGGUCACAUGGGGGACACACGUGCUUGUAUGAACAAAAGAAUUAGAGGGAUAGAAUACCCUUAUUAGAACUGUAACAGUGGUGGUGCUUUAUUUCCUAUAUGAAGAGUCUUGUUCAGUAAGUAUUAAGAGCUGCAUGAAAGUCUACUACAGAACAAGAAAUAGUGAAUGAAUGUAACUAAGACAGGAAAAUCCUAAAGAACCCAACUCUUAUCCAAAACAUCUAGAACUUAAAUAUUUACUCUUCCAUCCUUAAACACUUUCAACAGUGAAGGAUGGCAUGAACUCUUUGAGGAAGAUGAUUGACAAACUGGUAACUAUCAUUUUUACCCGAUACAAGAGGGAUGACAGACUUGAGAAACCACUUACUGUACAUUUACAGUAGGGACAAAAAAAAUCACUUUUAAAGCUUCCAUUCAUCCAACUGUUACCACAUUCCUCUUGAGGUGGUAGCACAGCUAAAGCAUCUAGUCAGCCUGUUGAAUUCAAAUGUAUCCUUGCAAUCAUGUUCUAGUCUAAAUCUGUCCACCCAAACACAAGAAAUAUGCAGUAGUAUAUGAAGAGUGCUACAGUAUUUCACAUUUUUUUUAAAUUAAACAAACACUUUGCUAAGGCCUCUUUUUACAUUUCUCCACCCCACCUACAGUAGGGAUACAUAAUACGUAAACAUUUACUAAAUUAGCACUUAGUUGAGGUAGCAGGUGAGAACAGAGGCAGCAGUAUCAAGGUACUGUAGUGCAAAGCAGAUGCCAUUUCUAGCAAAACAUAAAUGGAGGCACUACUUUGUGUUAGUCUUCUUACAUUUUGGCAAUGCUAUUAACUAAUGAAACAGAAAGGAGACAUCUCUCCAUUGGGAAAAAAUCCUUCCAUAAAGCAACACUAUUAC
Chelonoidis abingdonii (Abingdon island giant tortoise) is the source of this 3015-nucleotide messenger RNA. The record is from RefSeq and is a predicted model, not a curated record. Lineage: Eukaryota; Metazoa; Chordata; Testudines; Testudinidae.